This is a messenger RNA of Labrus bergylta (ballan wrasse), 6257 nucleotides long. NCBI's taxonomy places the organism in Eukaryota, Metazoa, Chordata, Actinopteri, Labriformes, Labridae. The record is from RefSeq and is a predicted model, not a curated record.
AGUGAAUGACUGCAUUCUCCGGGUGAAUGACUCAGAUGUGUCUGAAGUCUCCCACAGUAAAGCAGUGGAAGCCUUAAAGGUUGCCGGUUCUAUAGUCCGACUGUAUGUGCGGCGCCGCAGGCCAAUGCUGGAGACCAUCAUUGAGAUCAAACUUAUCAAAGGACCAAAAGGGCUUGGCUUCAGUAUUGCAGGUGGAGUUGGGAACCAGCACAUCCCGGGUGACAACAGCAUAUACGUUACCAAAAUCAUAGAUGGCGGGGCAGCACAGAAGGAUUGCCGGCUACACAUUGGAGACAGGUUGUUAAUGGUGAACAACUACUGUCUGGAAGAAGUGUCUCAUGAAGAAGCUGUGGCCAUUUUGAAGAACACGUCGGAUGUGGUUUACCUGAAGGUGGGAAAGCCCACUAAUGUCUACCUGUCAGAUCCCUAUGGGCCUCCUGAUAUCACACACUCUUUCUCUCCAGCCAUGGAAAACCAUAUCUCUUCUCCUAUCAACAGUGGCACUCUGGAGUACAAGUCUAGCCUCCCCCCCAUCUCCCCAGGGAGUUAUUCCCCCCUCCCUAAGCACUUAUUGGGGGAAGAGGAUAUAAACAGGUUGGAUGGUUUUUCCUUCUUACGAAAUCCCUCUCUAGAUGACGGGGAGGGUCACAGGUUUGAUUCUCAGCACUUCCAGUUGAGGCCUCCUGAGCCAGUUUACAGCACUGUGAACAAACUUUGUGACAAAGCACCCUCCCCCCGACACUAUUCCCCAGUAGAGUGUGAAAAAAGCCUCCUGCACUCUGCCCCCCUCCCAAACUUUCACUUAAGCCUGUUCCCUGAGUCGGACAUCAACAGGGACCCCAGGAAGGUGGUGCUCCACAAAGGAUCCACAGGCCUGGGUUUCAACAUUGUGGGAGGUGAGGACGGCGAGGGCAUCUUUGUCUCCUUCAUCCUGGCAGGAGGGCCUGCUGACCUGAGUGGAGAGCUGAGGAGAGGAGACCAGAUCUUAUCGGUUAAUGGGAUUGACCUGCGAGGUGCAACACAUGAACAAGCAGCAGCAGCACUGAAAGGAGCCGGACAGGUGGUCACCAUCUUUGCCCAGUACAGACCAGAAGAGUACGGGCGUUUUGAGGCCAAAAUCCAUGACCUGCGGGAACAGAUGAUGAACCACAGUAUGAGCUCUGGCUCAGGUUCCCUGCGAACCAAUCAGAAGAGAUCGCUCUAUGUGAGGGCGCUGUUUGACUACGAGAGGUCGAAGGACAGCGGCCUCCCCAGCCAAGGGCUCAGCUUCAGGUACGGGGACAUACUCCAUGUCAUCAACGCCUCAGAUGAUGAGUGGUGGCAAGCCCGCCGUGUCACCCCACAUGGGGACAGCGAGGAGAUGGGUGUGAUUCCAAGCAAAAGAAGGGUGGAGAGGAAAGAGCGGGCGCGUCUAAAGACGGUGAAGUUCAACUCCAAGCCGGGGUCGUUUGAUUCUAAAGGGUCAUUCAAUGACAAACGUAGAAAGAAUUUCAUCUUUACACGAAAGUUCCCAUUCUACAAGAACAAAGAGGGUGAGCAGGAUGGCAGUGACUCAGACAGAAGUCAAGAUGAUGUCAUCAUCUCAUAUGAACCUGUGAUGAGGCAAGAAAUUGAUUACGCCCGGCCCGUCAUCAUCCUCGGACCGAUGAAGGACAGGAUCAAUGAUGAUCUGAUUUCUGAGUUCCCUGACAAGUUUGGCUCCUGUGUGCCACAUACGACUCGGCCGAAGAGGGACUACGAAGUGGACACACGAGACUACCACUUUGUGAACUCCAGAGAGCAGAUGGAGCGGGACAUUCAAGAGCACAAGUUCAUCGAGGCGGGACAGUACAACGAUAAUCUGUAUGGAACCAGUGUCCAGUCUGUGAAAUAUGUGGCAGAGAGGGGUAAGCACUGCAUCCUGGAUGUGUCUGGAAACGCCAUCAAACGACUACAAGUAGCACAACUUUAUCCCAUCGCCAUCUUCAUUAAACCUAAAUCUAUUGAUUCAUUAAUGGACAUGAAUAAGAGACUGACAGAGGAACAAGCCAAGAAGACAUUUGACAGGGCGAUGAAGCUGGAGCAGGAGUUUGCUGAAUACUUCACAGCCCUGGUUCAAGGAGACACCUUAGAGGACAUUUAUAACUUCUGCAAACAGGUCAUAGAGGAACAUUCAGGACCCUAUAUCUGGAUCCCCUCAAAGGAGAAACUAUAAUAACUCAUCACCCUCUCAUCAGGACUCUGGACUGCUAGAGAACUAGUAAUAAGUUGUAACAUAUGGUAACUGUAUGGCGGUGAAUAGUCUUCAUGAAUAAUUAUUAUGAAUAUGUUUGAUUUCUUCUUUUUGUCUUUUCUUUGGUUAUUGUUUCAUUUUUCAUUCAACAUGAUUAGUUACUUGUGAAUAUGUUUGAUUCCUUGUUUGUCUUUUGUUUUGUUAUUGCUUCUUUUUUCACUCAAUAUGAAUGUUCCUGAAUGUAAACCACAAAGUGUUUGGAUGUUUCAGGUCUUGAAACAUGAUCCGUUUGUAUAUUUUGUUGACUUUAAUUUGUCCAAAUAGGAAAAUGUAGUAAAACUAAAUUAAUUUCCGGGAUGUGUCCACAUCAGCAGUGUGGACUUUCAAACAGGAAACUGAAGGUUGCAGCUUGAAUGCAGGUUUCUUUGCUUCACUGACGAGGACAUUAGGUGUUUAGACUACAGCAGCCCUACCCUGUCUCCACACUGCAGGAUCUAUCAAAUCCAUAUGAAGUUUAAGGUUUUUGUCUGAUUUUGCUUUUUUUCUACAUCGUCUUUUCUUCCUUGAAUUCCUGUAUUUAUUUCUCUGACAAUAUGUAAGGCAAACGUAAAAGUUUUUCAUGUUUUUUUUUAUUAUUAUUUAUUUAUUGAAGCAGACAUUACACAUCUGCCUGUUGCAUUGACAAUGACAAGUAAAGGGAGAGAGAGAUGUAACAUUAUAUUUUGCUACUUAAAUUACCAGAGGUUCAAAACAAAAAAAAGCACAGAAUUAUUUAUAAGUGAGCAUUAAACUUUGAUUAAAAGGUUAUUUAAGGAGCAUAUUCUGUUGGAGUGAUGUAGUAUGUUGUGUCUGUGCUAACACGUGGAGUUAUGGGGAGAGGGGGAUUUGAUGUUCAGUGUGUUUUGUAGACUCGGGGUAGAGAGGAUGGUCGGAGAGGUGAUUACAUUUAUUACUGAAACACAUUUUUAGCUUUUGAGACAAAAGCAGGACAAAUACAAAUAGUUUUUAAAAGCAUAUAAAUAUAUGAAAGAAAAAGGAUAAAGUGUAAAAGAACUGAAUAACUCAGAAUAAUGUGUAGCAGCAUUAAAGAGUAUUUCCUGAUUCAAAAGAAUAAAAAGGUGAUUUUAUUUUGAAGAGAUUCUGAUUCAGAUGCCUUGUUCUCCUCAGGCUGUUCUAAAGUUGUGAAUAUUAAGAAGUCUGAUAAUAAUGAAUGAAAGUAAAGCUCACAGCCCGACCCUCUUGUUCCUGCACAUUGGCUUUACGUCUGUGUAACAGACACUACAGGACACUACAUUACAUCAUUUUAUUGUUAUUUCACACCAAGGCUCCAGGCUUUAGUUGUAAUGCUUUGUCAUAUUUUACAUGUUCAUGGAUGGUUGUUGUAUAAGUUGUUUUCAGCUGUUAGUCUGUUCAGAGACAAUAAGGUCAGAGAGGCAGCUCUGUAACAAACGCUGCAUUGAGAAAAAUACUUUUACUGAUUGGUCUCAUCAUGCAGGUAGUACAUCAUUUCUGUUUUUGGUUUGUUUGGAGGUUACUCUCUACUAGUUAAGAUGAACCUUACAUCUCUGUGAUGCAAACAAACAAUGACACAACUUAGGUUACAAACUAACUAAUUUCAAAGUGUGGACUUUACACCAUAACUUAAAACAUAAGUUACACAGAGCAGGUGUAACAGGUAUGCACCUCAGUUUUUAUUUAUGGAAAACGUGUUAACAUUUAGCAGUGACACUGUGGUCUUUAUUCUUACUGUAAGAGUUAUGCUCUGCAGCACUUGCAUUAUGAUAAAAUAAAUGACUAACUAGUUACAUGAGAGUGGUUUGCAGCCCGACACAGCAACAUUAUUUAAUGUUGUAAGAAAGAGACCUCUUAAUGUCUAUAGGAACAGAAUGAAUUAUUAGGGAAAGCUAAACCUGUGUCAAUGUUUAUAUGAUUCCCUGAAAUUUAUUUUAAAACAGACUUUAAGAAUUGUCAACCUUUCCUUUAAUAUUUUUAUUUUAAACACAAUGAAAAGGGACACAAUGUAUAUUUUUAGGCCCUGUUGACAUGCACAAAGGUACGUUUUAAAGCUGAUAGCAUAAUAUAUCUGUCCACACAAGACCCCAAAGUUAUUUAAAAUGCUCAAACAUACAUGCAGAGCCUGUAGAGGAGUACCUGUGAGUAUGUUUAGUGAGCUUUUCUCACAUUGUCAGUAUGUUUAAAAACAUCAAAUAAUGUCUGUCAUUAUUAUUAAUUACAGUUAUUUGACUGAUGAACAAACAGGAAGGGUUGUCUGCUUCUGUUGUUGCUGCAGGAGCACGCAUGCUACACAAAGUGAUAACGGGCAUGUCAAUGACUACACUGGCUCUUCAACUUCCUCUGUGUCCAUGACAACCAUAGACAUAGUUAUCAGGAACCUAAAAUACAAUUUGCAUGCAAACUAAAGGCCAAACGAUAAAGCUUAAUUUAAAAAAAUGUUAGAGUCAGUGGUGCUGACUGCUGCCAAUAUUACACCUCGUGUGGUCUGUCUGUUAACAUUAAUAAGAAUAUCUCCAGACUGUAGUUUAAGGAGGAAAGAGCUACAAUCAUGGCUCCUAUUCUCCUAUCCCAGGUCAAAUCUGAACAUGUUUGUUGAGCAGAACUCCCGACAGGACAACAAGGGCCAUCUUGAAUCAGCCAAAGAGAGCCAGGAAGACUAAACAAAAGCAAAUGUCAGACGUGUUGCCCGUUAGCUUUAGAAGUGGAUUAGACGUCCUGAGUAGAUGCUUUAACUGACCCAGCAGCACGUUACAAUAUAUCCACUAGUUUACUCACCAGAGGCUUGCCUUCUGUAAAGGGCAUACCAAUCAGUACCUCUCCUUGUUCAAAUGAAGGAUUACCAAUAUUAUAUGUAUUUAUAAAGCACUCAGAAUGACUAAUGCAUUUAACAGUGUAAUAACCUCCCUCUCCUUUGAUUGCAUUGUUUGUUAGGUUCUCACAAUCAUAAUUUGUGAAUGACGUAUAUAUUCUAGUAUUCCUGCCGUUUGAUCUCAGCAUGUUUCACCUGAUAAAGUUAAGAUAGUAGUCACAAUACAUGCAGGUAUGUUUCUUAUCAAUGGAACAUUUCAAAAGUGCACUUAUUCAUUGUUUUUGCUAACAAAAAUAGGCACUGUUUGAUGAGGUUAAUGAAUAGAACCAAUAGAAGUCAAAUCCACUGAUUCUUGUUUGAAACCUGACCCGUCUGUUAGUGUGGAAUACAUACUGCUUCUGUGUCAGCUCAGAAAGAAUUUGAACCACAUGGUUUGUGAAACAAGUGUGUGCUUGGGGAAUUAAAUUUAUGUUAAGUGAACACAAUAAUUUCACAAACUGGCUGAGAUGUGUGGCCAGUGGAAAACUUACAAACCAUUUCAACUGAGAAACUAUUCAAGAAUGAUAUUUCUGAUAGAUUUGUCUCAACACUCAUGUUCUCCUUUCAUUUUUUUGUAAAAUGUUUCAAGACAUCAGCAGUUCUUUCAUUUAUUUGCAAAGUUUCCAUAAGGUGUUGGUCACCACUUGCCUUAACAGAGUAAGUUUACUGUAUGUCAGAACUCAAUGAUUACAAAUGAGAAAACAAUGUUUUAUUUAAAAUCAUGAUUUCUUUUCCAUCUUCAUUUAGUGAAAACAAUGCUUAAUCACAUACACUGUGUGUUUCAUGUUUAGGGUUGUUUACAUGCUGUUCUGAUCAAGUCAAAGGCUAAGGAGAUGAUUAUGUAAGAUUAUAUUAGAGAUGAGCCUUUCUCUGGCGACAAAGGACAUGUUUUUAAAAAUCCUUAUUGGUAAUACAACUUUUGGACCCUUGUUUUCAGAGUGUUUUGGUCGGCAAUAAGACGAGAUGUAAAAUAAAUUCUAACUUUAUAUAUUGGCUGAAAAGUCGUAAACAUUGUAAGACAUGGUAUUUUACAGGCCAGUGGGGAUUUGACCUAUGCAUGACGCAACAGUCUUCUGUUUCCUGUGGAUGUGCAAUAUUCAACACAGCUGAAGCUUUGGGGAACCUAUUUGAAUCGUUCAAAUUGUGUCUAUUUUGCAAUUAAAUAAAAACACUGUUGUAAGA